Darwinula stevensoni is the source of this 1319-nucleotide messenger RNA. The record is from the annotation of a GenBank genome assembly. Lineage: Eukaryota; Metazoa; Arthropoda; Ostracoda; Podocopida; Darwinulidae.
CAGGAAACUUUAAUGCAGAACUCAACCAUACAUACCAAAUGAAAGUUGUGAACGCAAUACACCCAAGUGAACCAGCCCGGGAAUCAACUUGGCUCUACCAAGCAGAAAAUUUCAUUAAAAAUACAUACCCUGAUUGGGAAAGUGAUUCAAUGAUUCGCCUUGUACCACCAGUUGAGGACAAGGACGAAUGGAUCAGGACAGCCAAAUCUCCUGGAGCAAAAUCUGAGAGGGUUCUUAUUCUUAGCUUAUAUACAUACGUCGCCCCUGUGUAUGCAACGCCGGCUUACACAGCCCGACUGACAGCACAGAGGUUAAACUUCCUGACCGAGGACAAGCUGGACAUUUUGGUGAAUUGUCCGAGGAAGUUCGUGUUCAAAGGAGCAGCUGGGACGGGGAAGACCUGGUUGCUUCAGGAGAAGAUCCGGAACAUAAUUAUGUCUUGGUUUUCCCAGGGGUCUAUCCAGGACAAAGACGAAAAGAUCCUCUUCCUAUGUAAAAGUCCCUAUCCUGCCGAGAAUUUGGAACAUACCAUAUCUGACCUCCUACUCACGUCCGCCAUGGCUGUUCUAAAGAAAUGGAUAGACAGGACAGGGGAAAACGAAGAGAGGAAGAGCGUGCAGCGCAUUCUGGAAAACAAUUUCUUCAUUUGCUGCUUAUAUCCUUUACAGGCAAGACAUCGACUGGAGGUUCCUGAUUGUAAAUGGGGAAAGGGAAAAUAUGAGUCGGCACCCAGAGCGGUUAAGGCAAAAGAAAGUGAUGAACCACGUGGAGUAAAUCUAAGAAGAAGGAUGAGGAAUGUAAGUUGGGAAAUAGUUCUAUGCUAUGAGUUACUUCGCAUUUCCGUGGCAGCCCUCCAACCGGAGGAAAAGGGACGAUGGGCACUAAUAAUUUGGAUUAUCGAGCGCCUUUUCCAGUCCUUCUCUCCGUCAGCUGAUGCCUUGAAGUUUAUGGGCGGAAGCAUUGCAUUAAUGGAUUUGAAGGAAAACAAGAAGUUCCUCGCCCUAAAAGACAAAUGGCCUGCCAUUUACAGUUCAAUGAGUGGAAUCAGUGACCAUGAACCAAUUCAGUACCAUGAACGGUUGACAGAACUGCCUCCUAAAAUCCAGCAUACUGUUCUUGGGGAUUUAUAUAAGAUCCUGAAGACCAAAAUGCUGACCAAAAUGACUUUUCAUCAUAUAUUCGUGGACGAAGCAGAAGACUUGUGUUCUUAUUACGAUGACCACUGGUCGACCUUAUUCAGUUCUGUCGUCAAGGGAAGUGGAGGAUACUUCUGGCAGGCCUACGAUCCCAUUCCUUUGCGAAAGUUGCCUGAUACCUGA